Notothenia coriiceps (black rockcod) is the source of this 1497-nucleotide messenger RNA. Its product is annotated as vacuolar protein sorting-associated protein 37B-like. NCBI's taxonomy places the organism in Eukaryota, Metazoa, Chordata, Actinopteri, Perciformes, Nototheniidae. Gene Ontology annotation, biological process: ubiquitin-dependent protein catabolic process via the multivesicular body sorting pathway; protein targeting to vacuole; protein targeting to membrane. The record is from RefSeq and is a predicted model, not a curated record. Gene Ontology annotation, cellular component: ESCRT I complex.
UCUCUCUAAUGCACCACCAUCCCUCCCCUUUUGUCUGCAGAACAUGGCCGACUGCUUCCUGGACGGAGACAUGCCUCUGGACUCCUUCAUCGACUCGUAUCAGAGCAACAGGAAGCUGGCCCACCUGCGGAGAGUGAAGAUCGAGAAGCUUCAGGAGAUGGUGAUGAACGGCCAUCGGCUCCCCACGGUCCCAAACUCUCGAUCUCAGGACGUUCCUUCGUCUGUCGCCUCGCUGAUUAACGGCAGCAGCGGAUCGUCUCCCGCCGCUCAACCCAGGAGGAAAAGCCCUCCGUCCCAACCGGCGCCAAUUCUCAACCAAUAUCCCGCCGCUGAACCCCCUGCUGUCUACUCUCCGUACCCGCCGAUUCCUCCCAGAACGGGUCAACCUUUCCCCAAUGUCUCCUCUGGAUACCCCGCCCACUUCAUGUCUCAGUACCCUCGCCCUCAGAGGCCCGCCCCUCGUCUGGCCCCGACGCCCGGCUUCAUCAUGCAGUAAACAACACUCUUGACUUUUUAAUCACUUUACUGGAAAAACUCCUCUUGAGAACUAUUUUUCUACGACGCCUUCUCGGGGGAAAUCACGGGAAACAAGGCGGACGUGCAGCGGCUGGUCGGGUCGCUUGAAGCAGAUCUUAUCCCCGAAAAAGUGGAUUUUCUUUUGCGCUCACUCCCCAUUAUUUUAACACUCCAGAUCGGCCUCGCUGUCCUGCGUCCCUCCAGAGGAAGCGCAGGAGGAUCUUUCUCUCAGCACCUCUCAAACAAGCUUUUCCGGAGCACAUUUAAAAAUAAAAUAUUUGAUUUCCACCCGCAGCAUAAUGAAUCACCGGUAUAUGCAAACAAAGAGAGACCCUAAUUACUGUGCAGGCUUCAGGAGAAUCUGCAUCUAUGCUGUGAUUUUAAUUUCUCUUUUUUAUUCUAAAUUCACAAGGUACAUAGGAACAUAUUGGAGCUUCUUUUUUAUAAAAUAUAGUACUAAUGAAGUUAAUAUUAGACUGAUAUUAACGUGUGUGAAGGUGUUUCUUCUCGGGGUGUCUCCUGGUCCAAGAGGGUCGAGCGUUGACCUCAGAAGUCAAAGGGAGUGGAAGAAGAGACGAUGAACUGUCGUAGUAAUCGAGGAGACGAGUGCAGCCUCGUGCUAAAUGAAGGAUUUUGUAUAGCCAUACUGAUGUUCUCCGUGGGUUCUUGUUGUCCUGCAGCACUCCUUUAUACUGUCCUCUGUCUUAAGCUGCGUUCACAACCGGACGUGGAGCGAAUGUUUGCCUUUAAAGUUUGACCGCGGCAUCGUUGGUGUUUACUCGCGUCACUCAAAGUAGAUGCGCUGUCGAGGAGGCGGGGCUUAUCUCCAUAUAGAUACCAACACUAACAUACAUGCCAUGGUGUAAAUGUAAUACACAAAAUGAUGCUGGAAUAACAUCAUACUGAUAUCGAUGCAUGUAAUGGAUAUCGAUCAGGCUAUGCUAAGCUACCGUAGCAGAUUCUCCGUUCCGCUCAAAAUAA